UUCAAAUAAAAGGCUCCACCACACCUCUCAAUCUACUCUCUAUCGUGUUUCUCUUCCAUUGUCAUUUCAGAUAACACACAAUAUAAUAAUGGCACUGCACUGUCUUUCAGAUCCUGUCUUUACGUUGAGGAGGCGCCAACCAGAGCUAAUAUCUCCGGCAAAGCCUACUCCUCAUGGCAUGAAGCUUUUAUCUGACUUAGAUGACCAAGAUGGCUUACCUGUCCAAACUCCAAUCGUACAAUUGUAUCGUUUUCAGCUUUCCAUGGCAGGAAAAGAUCCAGUCAAAGUGAUCAGAGAUGCGUUGGCUCAAACACUUCUGUUUUACUAUCCUUUCGCAGGAAGACUGAGGGAAGGUGAAGGUCGCAAACUUAUGGUGGAAUGUAACGAAGAAGGUGUCAUGUUCAUUGAGGCUGAUGCUGACGUCGCUCUUCAACAGUUUGGUGAUGAUCUUCAACCUCCAUUUCCAUGCUUUGAAGGUCUGCUUUACUCUCCUCUUGGUUCUGAUGGAAACCUUCACUGUCCUCUCGUGCUUAUUCAGGUAACACGUCUCAAGUGUGGUGGUUCCAUCUUAGCUCUUUGCAUGAAUCACAGUAUGAGUGAUGGACCUGGUAUUGUCCAAUUCAUGAAAGCCAUGGCCGAAAUAGCCAACGGAGCAAUUGAACCUUCAAUUCUACCUGUAUGGCAUGGAGAGCUUUUAAACGUAAGAGACUUACCAAACAUUACAUGCACUCAUCAUGAGUAUCGUGAAAUGGUUGGCAACAACCCCCUUUCUAUCAUAGACAUGGUCCAUCACUCUUUCUUCUUCAGACCCACUGAGGUUUCUUCCCUCCGUAGAUUUAAUAUACUCCCCGACCACCUAUCUCUCUCCACCUCAUAUGACGUCGUCACGACAUGCCUUUGGUGUUGCCAUACAAAAGCCUUACAACUUGACCCCCUCAAAGAAGUUCGUGUCAUGCUUAUCACCAACGCACGUUCGGGACGUAAUAACAGAUUCAACCCUCCAUUACCAGAAGGUUACUAUGGGAAUGCCUUCGUGUAUCCAACUGCAAUUUCCACUAUCGGGAAGCUCUGUAAGAGUCCAUUAGGGUUUGCGUUGGAGGUAGGGAUGAAAGCGAAAGAUGAAGUGAAUGAUGAGUAUUUUCACUCUGUGGCUGAUCUUAUGGUGGUAAGAGGACGACGAAGCUUCACGACAGUAAGAUCAUCGUUUAUGGUAUCGGAUCUGUCACGUCUUGGAUUUAAAGACGUUGAUUUUGGUUGGGGCAAGGCAGUGUAUGGUGGUGUUGCAAUGAGUGGACUUGGGACAUUUUCAGGACUAGGUUUCUAUGUUGGAUUUAGAAACAGUAAGGGAGAAGAAGGAAGAGUUAUACCUAUGUGCUUGCCGCUUGAAUGCAUGGAUAGGUUUGCUAAAGAGUUGGAUCUUAUACAUAAAGGUCUGGAGUGA
Molecule: messenger RNA, 1441 nt
Organism: Prosopis cineraria
Lineage: Eukaryota; Viridiplantae; Streptophyta; Magnoliopsida; Fabales; Fabaceae
Product: benzyl alcohol O-benzoyltransferase-like
Exons: 4
Coding region: 89-1441 (450 amino acids)
Molecular function (GO): acyltransferase activity, transferring groups other than amino-acyl groups
Source: RefSeq, a predicted model, not a curated record